Molecule: messenger RNA, 297 nt
Organism: Trichosporon asahii var. asahii CBS 2479
Lineage: Eukaryota; Fungi; Basidiomycota; Tremellomycetes; Trichosporonales; Trichosporonaceae
Exons: 2
Coding region: 1-297 (98 amino acids)
Biological process (GO): translation; protein-RNA complex assembly
Cellular component (GO): cytosolic large ribosomal subunit; ribosome
Molecular function (GO): structural constituent of ribosome
Source: RefSeq, a predicted model, not a curated record
AUGCCUCAGCAGAUCACCGACAUCAAGCGCUUCCUCGAGAUCGCCCGCCGCAAGGACGCUACCUCGGCGCGCAUCAAGAAGACCCUGGUCAAGCCCACCAAGACCGUCGCUGGUGCCAAGGCCAAGGCUGCUUCGAAGCCCCACACCCAGACCAAGUUCAAGAUCCGCUGCUCGAAGUACCUCUACACCCUCGUCCUCCACGACUCUGAGAAGGCCGAGAAGCUCAAGCAGUCCCUCCCCCCCGGACUCAAGGUCGAGGAGUUCGCCGCCAAGACCGCUCCCAAGAAGAAGAACUAA